AUGAACCCACAUAUCUCCGUCCCCCGCCAACAUGCCGGUCCCGCCAAUUUCGGGUCUACGCCCAGCCGCGGGUCCAACGUUCGCAUGCCGCGCUUCUUCAAGAGACUCUUCAAGUUCCCCCAGAUGGACUUUGAAAUGGCAAUUUGGGAAAUGACCUCCUUGUUGAUUGCGCCGAAGAAGGUCUUCAAGUCCAUAUAUUACCAUAAACAAACAAAAAACACAUGGCACCGUCCCGACCCAUCCUUUACAUACCUCCUCUCCUUCUUCCUCCUCCUCACCGCAUUCGCCUGGGGUCUAGCAUACACCCACUCCUUCGGCUCCAUAAUCCGCCUCUCCUUCCUCUUCAUCUUCGUCCACUUCAUCGGCUCCUCCCUCUUAAUAUCAACAAUCGGCUACUUCGCCAUCGGCCGACUCUUCGGUCCCAACGGCGCCGCCGCCUCUCUAUCCGGUCUCCGCGGCUCACGAGCCCGUCGCCGUGGCGCAGCACAAGGUCUCUUCGCGCAACCGGGUGAAAAGGAACAACUCGAAUUCGGAUACUGCUUCGACGUGUCAAAUCGAGCAUUCUUCCCGCUGUAUUUGCAUCUCUAUGUCGUACAGUUCUUGCUCCUCCCGUUGUUGACCCGCUCGCCGAGUGAUUUCCUGGCGACUUUCUUGGGGAAUUCGUUGUAUCUUUCUGCGUUCAUUUAUUACACGUAUAUUACCUUUUUGGGAUAUAAUGCGUUGCCGUUUUUGCAUAAUACGGAGCUUUUGUUGGUGCCUAUUUUGGUUUUUGCUGUGUUGUGGUUGGUUACUUUGAUUGCUGGGUGGGGGAUUGUUAUGCAGGGACAUGGUGUCGAGGGGUUGUUCUGGGGUGUUCCUGAUACGAAGGGUUGA
Penicillium cataractarum is the source of this 873-nucleotide messenger RNA. RefSeq names its product unc-50 family protein. Bases 1 to 873 code for a protein of 290 amino acids. NCBI's taxonomy places the organism in Eukaryota, Fungi, Ascomycota, Eurotiomycetes, Eurotiales, Aspergillaceae. The transcript has 4 exons. Gene Ontology annotation, cellular component: Golgi membrane. The record is from RefSeq and is a predicted model, not a curated record.